AUGUAUGCUCUCAAUCCUCUGCUAUUCACUGGGCUCGACAGGAGCAAGACAAGUCUAUCUGCGUCCCUCUGGGUGCUUGCCAUCGAUUCCGGCAAUGGUGGCCGCAAGGUCGGCAUUGUGAUUGAUGCGUCGGGGUCGAUGGAAGAUAACGACCCAAGGAACCUUAGACUGCAGGCCGCAAAGUUGCUUGUUGACAAGCUUAUCUCCCCUUCCGAGGUCACGGGUGACCAGACAGCCGACGAAGUGGCUGUCAUCGAGUUCACCCAUACAGCUGAUGUGCUCUAUCCCCUUGGUGAUCCCAGCGGUGCAGGACCUGCCGUUGACGGGAUCAUUGCUGAUGGCGGCACAUUCAUCGGCAGCGGUGUUAAUGCUGCCAUCGAUGAGCUCACGAAGAACUCGGCAGCGGCUGGUCAGACAGGCAUCCUUGUGCUGACUGACGGCGUUGAUGAUCCCUCUUACUUCACCCCUGAGACCAUUGCAUCCAUCGACCGUGCACAGGAACUUGGCAUUCGGGUUUCCUUUGGCUUCUUGUCGAUCGAUUCCACUCAGCAAGACCCAGAAAUCAUUGAGGCCAUCCUCCGGUCUGGCGGUAUCUUCGCCACAAUCAACACUGCGGACGACAUCGGCAAGGUCGUGGCUCAGGCCCUGCUUAACGGUUUGGUCGGCGAGCCGGGCAAGACAAAGGUCAUUCUGCUGUCGGACGUGGAGACAGCGGGCAUGCUUGACCAGACGGGAUCUAACACCUUCACAUAUACAGCUAAGGAAGGAGAGGAAUUCAAUGUGACUCUCACAUCCGAUGACCGGGACCCCGUCUCCCUCAAGGUCACUCUGCGGGACCCAUCUGGAAAGGAGGUAGCCUCAGCCGUGACUGACCCCGACACCGGUGUUGCCUUCGUGGAGUACACCGCCCAAGCAGCUGGCACCAUCACUAUUGAGAUCACACCUGAGGGAAACAAGAAGUCGGGCCUGUUCUCGGUUAAGCUCCUUAGCUCGCUCGAUCCCUGCGCAGAGAGCCCUGUCCAAAUCCCUCCGAGCAACUCAACUUACAUCCCAACACAGUCAUACCACCCGCCUUCCCCUACUGGCACUUCGGUGGUUACAGCAGCGGCUGCUCCAAUGGGCAACGCUAACCUGGCCGUGGGAUUCGGCCUUCUUUUGCUUCCGACCGUCUUUGGGGUGCUGUACUAG
Molecule: messenger RNA, 1188 nt
Organism: Thermochaetoides thermophila DSM 1495
Lineage: Eukaryota; Fungi; Ascomycota; Sordariomycetes; Sordariales; Chaetomiaceae
Exons: 2
Coding region: 1-1188 (395 amino acids)
Source: RefSeq, a predicted model, not a curated record